Molecule: messenger RNA, 1002 nt
Organism: Helianthus annuus (common sunflower)
Lineage: Eukaryota; Viridiplantae; Streptophyta; Magnoliopsida; Asterales; Asteraceae
Product: myosin heavy chain, clone 203-like
Exons: 4
Coding region: 1-1002 (333 amino acids)
Source: RefSeq, a predicted model, not a curated record
AUGGCGUCGUCGAGAGAUAAUUUGAAGGUUUACAUUCGAGUUACUCAAAAGAAAUCCGUCUCUGAAAACCCUAAAUCAUCAAAGAAGCCAAAAACAUCAUCAGCUGAAGAGAACAUAGAUGAACAAGAAAAUAUUAGCCGAAAAUCAACAAUGAAACAACAAAGAACUAGAAAACGUAAAGAUAUUUCAGACAAUGUUAAAAAACAAGAGGAAAAACAAAAAAGGAGAAGAAAGAAAGUGGUGAUAGAAUCAUCAGAAGAUACAGUUUCUGAUUCAAAGGAUGAAAAAUCUAGUCGAGCUAUUGUUCUGCAUACUUCCGAACAACAACAAGUAAAUUCAGGUUUGUCAAAAGAGCAAAGGAAUGUUGUUAGAGAAAUAGGGUUUGAGAGCAUACUAAAAUUCAAGCUGCAUUCAGUUCCACGCAAAUUCAGAUAUUGGCUGGUAAAAAACUUUGAUGCUGAAAAUGAUGAGAUAAACACUGGAGAUGAAAAGAUUAAGAUCACAGCUGAAUUUAUCCAAAAGGUAUUUCAAAUACCAAAUGGAAAAACAGAGAUUGAUGAAAAAUUGAGACCAAAAGACACUGAUCUUAUAAUUAAAUUCUGGCGCGGAUUUGACGAUGCUGAAAACGCUGAAGAGUUCUCUCUUGAUAAAAUUGACUCUACAACAUUACAAGAAUUUGAAGAUGAAUUGGAAAUUGCUGCACGAAAUGAGGGGAGAUGUCUCGUAAUGGAUAAAGAGAAAAAAGUCAGAAAGAAUAAACAAAAAAAGAAAGAUGAAAAGGAUGAAUUUUAUGUUUAUCCAACUGAAUCCGAGAAUGAAAAUGAAGAAAUUUUUGAAGAUGAAUCUGAAGAAAAAGAUGAAGACGAUGCUGAAGAACAACCAAUCACCUUACUUAAAGCUGCAACAGACUGGAUUGAUCAAGAGAAUCAAGAGAAUGUUCAAAACAGCCCAAUUAAAACCAAUGAAACUGACAAAACACAUACAGAAAGUGGAGGAUCAUGA